AAAUUGAACUGGGGAUAAGAGGGUAUUUAUGGAGGGGGAGAACAGCCACGGAGGGCUACCUAAACUGUGUAGGAGGGAGGCUAUCUGUCCCAGUCGCCUGUUGUUCUUUCUGGUGUCUAUUGUGCAGCACAGCCAGCCACCAUGCCCACUGACGCUCAAAGCGACGCCCGCUCCUUCCUGACAGAGGAGAUGAUUGCCGAAUUCAAGGCUGCCUUCGACAUGUUUGACACUGAUGGUGGCGGUGACAUCAGCACCAAGGAGUUGGGUACAGUGAUGAGGAUGCUGGGCCAGAACCCAUCAAGAGAAGAGCUGGAUGCCAUCAUUGAGGAGGUUGAUGAAGAUGGCAGCGGCACCAUCGACUUUGAGGAGUUCCUGGUCAUGAUGGUGCAACAGUUAAAGGAAGACCAGGCUGGGAAAAGCGAAGAGGAGCUGUCGGAAUGCUUCCGUAUUUUUGACAAGAAUGGAGAUGGCUUUGUCGACCGUGAGGAAUUCGGAGAAAUCCUUCAUCUCACCGGUGAACCGGUCGCAGAGGAAGAUAUUGAUGAGAUGUUUGGUGAAUCCGACACAAACAAAGAUGGAAAGAUUGAUUUUGACGAGUUCUUGAAGAUGAUGGAGAAUGUCCAGUAAAAAGCCCAGCUCUACAUUCCUUCCUCUGACAAAACUGAAAGAAAAUAUAAAUCAUCUGCCCGGUUUCAGAGCCACCUCUGCUACAUCUACAAAACCCUGUAAAAUGAUGAAUGUGAUGUAGUUUUUUGACACCUAUAAAUAGACCUUCACUGCCUCCCUCCCCUUUGCCUUCUCAUCUGAGGGCCUCAAGAGCCUUCUGAGGAUAUCUAUGAAUAGAUGUUCAAACCUUUUAAGACGAAGGCACUUUCCUGUGGCCACCUCCUUGUGCCUGCCACCCAGCUGUCUUUUGGCAGCUGCUAUUUCUUCAAGAAAUGCUACACCGCCUAGCUUUAACCCCCACCCUCCACCUCCUCCUCCUCUUCCCUAAAAACUGAACCCCACUUCUCAACACUGUCAUGUGCUUUGAAAAUAAACCGAAAUUCUCGUUCCUCUUUGAAAAUUC
Sphaeramia orbicularis (orbiculate cardinalfish) is the source of this 1069-nucleotide messenger RNA. Its product is annotated as troponin C, skeletal muscle. Gene Ontology annotation, cellular component: myosin II complex. The transcript is spliced from 6 exons. Gene Ontology annotation, molecular function: calcium ion binding. Lineage: Eukaryota; Metazoa; Chordata; Actinopteri; Kurtiformes; Apogonidae. The record is from RefSeq and is a predicted model, not a curated record. Bases 142 to 627 code for a protein of 161 amino acids.